This is a messenger RNA of Diceros bicornis minor, 629 nucleotides long. It is a transcript of the gene POLR2J, whose product is annotated as RNA polymerase II subunit J. Gene Ontology annotation, molecular function: protein dimerization activity; DNA binding. Lineage: Eukaryota; Metazoa; Chordata; Mammalia; Perissodactyla; Rhinocerotidae. Bases 77 to 430 code for a protein of 117 amino acids. Gene Ontology annotation, cellular component: RNA polymerase II, core complex. Gene Ontology annotation, biological process: transcription by RNA polymerase II. The transcript has 4 exons. The record is from RefSeq and is a predicted model, not a curated record.
GGAAGAGGUUACGCUGUAGGGCUGUGGAGGCAGUGGUGGCAGCAGCUGCGACUUUGGAGCCGGUUGAGGCGCUGGGAUGAACGCCCCUCCCGCCUUCGAGUCGUUCCUGCUCUUCGAGGGCGAGAAGAAGAUCACCAUUAACAAGGACACCAAGGUACCCAAUGCCUGCUUGUUCACCAUCAACAAAGAAGACCACACGCUGGGAAACAUCAUUAAAUCACAGCUGCUGAAGGACCCACAGGUGCUGUUUGCUGGCUACAAAGUCCCCCACCCCUUGGAGCACAAGAUCAUCAUCCGCGUGCAGACCACACCAGACUACAGCCCCCAGGAGGCCUUCACCAAUGCCAUCACAGACCUCAUCAGCGAGCUCUCCCUGCUGGAAGAGCGAUUCCGGGUGGCCAUCAAAGACAAGCAAGAAGGAAUUGAAUAGUGGGCUGGAAGGAGUCUGGUUUGGCGAGUUCUGUCCUGCACCGGGCCCUUCUGCAGGCACCAAGUGGAGGAGAGCACCUCCUCCCAGCUGUGGGCCUCCUUGUAGAUAUCCCAGUGAGCCCCUCACCCCCGACACCGACGUGUCCUGUACAUAGAUUGUUUUACCCUCCUAAUAAAGUGUGGCAGGGAAAAGACCUGGA